AUGGCCACCAUUCGAGAGAAAGCCGCCGCAUUAAAUCUGUCAGAGAAAUUAUUCAGUCCCAUGCAUCGUCCCCAAGAUCACAGGACUGUCCCCAAGCCAUACCAAGCUGAUGUCAUUUGGAACAGCAUAAUUUCUAACCUUCAAGCACAGGUGAAGGUGAAACGAAGGCGACACUAUUUGAGGUCCCACAACAACUGCUUUGUGGGCUCGGAUGCAGUUGAUGUGAUCCAGGCCCACAUUGUUGAGAAGAAGCUCCUUGGAGAUAUGGAAGUUCCCAGGACUAAAGUUGUGUGGGUGUGCCAAACCUUAAUGGACUGGAAGGUGUUCGAAGCUGUGGGAACCAAAGUUUUUGGCAAGGAAAACAAGCUCUUAGUAUUUCAGGAUAGCAACUGCAGCCUGUAUAGAUUUUUGAAUACAGAGAGUUCGCUGAAAAAUCGGGAAAAUGUGCAACAUUCAUCUGGAGAACAGUCGCCCUGCUUCUCAUCAUGCAGCUAUAGGCAAGAUGACCAAGUGUGUUCCCACAGUACACCUGUGAAAUCCUUCCAAAGUUUAGAAGCUCUCUUUGAGAACCUUGACUUGAGUCCAAGGUCUGCACAAGCAAACUCCACACUGUCACAAUCAUUGAUCAAUGAGGUGUGGCAAGAGCAGACAAUAUUGAGACUGCUUCAACUUGUAGACCUUCCGCUGCUGGAGGGUCUGUUAGACCGCAGAGAAAACCAGUCUCCUCCGUCAAACUCUCCGAACAAGGACCCAGAUUUGUUGUACACCAGCAAUUACAUGGACCGUGAGAUUCUCAAGGCAUUUAGGGACUCCCAGACUGAUGAUUGGCUUCAAGCAGCUUUAGACUGUUUAGACUUCUUACCUGACCAGCUUGUGGUGGAAAUUAGCCGAGAACUGCCUGAUUCCUCUUUUCAACUAGGGGAUGAAGACUGUGGCCAAUCCAUGUACAUGGUUUCUGAGCAGUGCAAAUUGCUGCUAUUUGACAUUCUGACCAAACACUAUGGACAUGCUAACAUCCAGCCACUUCUCACCAACAGUAUGUUUGACAUUUAUGCAGGAAUAAUUGAACUUAUGGAGACCGCAAAGUUUGAGCAGGCUCUGGAAGCAUUGCAGUUGUGUCUAAAGCUACUCCCUCAGCACAGUCGUGAGGAGCUGCGCAGACUCCUGCAUUUCAUGGCCUUGGCUGCAGACCCAGCAGAGGUCAAACUUCACAAAGAGACUGAAAAUAGGAUGGUUGUGAAAAAAGUAUUUUCCAAAGCUAUUGUCCACAGCAAAUGUCUACCUAAGGGGAAGGUGGACCUGUUGGUGCUGUUUAUGCUAGAUAAUCAUCAGGAGAUAUUCAAGAUACCAGGAUCUCUACACAAGCUUGUCAGUGAACGUCUUAACAACAUUACACAGGGGAAAGACACGCACACAAAAUAUGGCUCCACUUUUUGUCACCAAGUUACAAGUGAUGGUUACGAGGAAAGUGUCAAAAGAAACACAAAGGAGGAGCUCUUUGCAUUGCUGAAGACCAUUGAUGAAGACCCAAAAUGCCCUGUCAAAGAGAGGAAGCGUCUCCUUACGCAGUUCUAUCAAGGCCAUCCAGAGAUUUUUGUUCAGUAUUUUGGACCAAGAGCAGACACUGUCAAUUUCAUCUUGGAGCAGAAGUAUUUCAUUCUGGUUUUUCUGUUUUACUUGGAUGAAUUUGAGAUCUACUAG
Molecule: messenger RNA, 1701 nt
Organism: Chanos chanos (milkfish)
Lineage: Eukaryota; Metazoa; Chordata; Actinopteri; Gonorynchiformes; Chanidae
Product: DEP domain-containing protein 7-like
Exons: 10
Coding region: 1-1701 (566 amino acids)
Biological process (GO): intracellular signal transduction
Source: RefSeq, a predicted model, not a curated record